AUGCCCCCUCCAAACACCCCCGCAUCAGAAGGCGAUGCUCCCCCCGGCUCAGUAAACAUAAACUCCCUCUCCUCGCAACAACUGCGCGCGCUGCAAACCCGUCUCUCGACCGAACUCGAGCACCUAACCUCCUCACACGCAAAGCUGCGCGCCGCCCAGUCGCGCUUCCGGGACUGCGUGCGCUCCAUUAACGAUGGAGUCGUCGGGUCCGCGAAGAAGGGCACCCAGGGGAAGGACGAGAUUCUGGUUCCGCUGACGAGCUCGCUGUAUGUUAAGGGGCGCUUGACGGAUCGGGAGCAUGUACUUGUUGAUGUUGGGACGGGGUAUUAUGUUGAGAAGACACCCGCGAAGGCGAUUGAGUUCUACGAGCAGAAGGUGAAGGAGUUGGAUACGAAUCUGACAGAAUUGGAGAAGGUUGUGCAGACUAAGAGCUCUCAGCAGCGAGUCUUUGAAGAAGCUCUGAGGCAAAAGUUGAUGACCGAGGGUGCUGCAUCGUCGGGCCAGGCUGCGGCUGCUGGAUAA
Aspergillus puulaauensis is the source of this 522-nucleotide messenger RNA. It is a transcript of the gene GIM5, whose product is annotated as prefoldin subunit 5. Lineage: Eukaryota; Fungi; Ascomycota; Eurotiomycetes; Eurotiales; Aspergillaceae. The transcript is spliced from 4 exons. Gene Ontology annotation, biological process: regulation of DNA-templated transcription; protein folding. The record is from RefSeq and is a predicted model, not a curated record. Gene Ontology annotation, cellular component: cytoplasm; prefoldin complex. Bases 1 to 522 code for a protein of 173 amino acids.